This is a messenger RNA of Capsicum annuum, 1235 nucleotides long. RefSeq names its product histone deacetylase HDT1. Bases 127 to 987 code for a protein of 286 amino acids. The transcript is spliced from 10 exons. Lineage: Eukaryota; Viridiplantae; Streptophyta; Magnoliopsida; Solanales; Solanaceae. The record is from RefSeq and is a predicted model, not a curated record.
AAUAAGCCGUCUGUCUCUAAUUUCCCGCUUAUAAACCUACAUACUUGCGGACCCUAAAUUACAGUUCCAUUGCUCACUCUCUCCUAAAACCCUAGAGUCUUCUCCCCAUCUUUUCUCAAAUUAGCAAUGGAGUUUUGGGGUGCGGAGGUGAAAAGUGGACAACCUUUAUCUGUUCAGCCUGGAGAUGACAUGAUUUUGCAUCUUUCACAGGCAUCUCUUGGUGAGGUGAAAAAGGAUAAAGGAUCAGAACCUGUAUGCUUGUUUGUGACUAUUGAUGGCAAGAAGCUUGUUCUUGGAACACUCAGUACAGAUAAGCUGCCUCAACAACAAUUUGACCUGAUUUUUGAUAGAGACUUUGAACUAUCACACAACUGGAAAAAUGGCAGUGUCUACUUUUUUGGAUACAAAACUGCCAACUUUGAGGAUGAGGAAGAUGAUGAAUUAUAUGAAGAUGGGUCUGAUGAGGAAAUACCCCUUACAAUUGCAAACAAUGGAAAACCUGAAGCCAAGGCUAGUGCAAAAGAUUCUGCUCCAGCUAAGCAGAAGGUGACUGUUGUGGAACCUAGUAAAGGUGCAAAAGUGGAUGAUAGUGAUGAGAGCAGUGAUGAUGAUUUGUCUGAUGAUGAAGAUGAUUCUGAGAUGGGGGAGGAUGAUAGUGAUGAGGAUCAGUCCGAUGAGAGUGAGGAGGAGACACCAGAGAAGGCUGAAACUAGCAAAAAGAGACCUGCAGAUUCAUCUGCAAAAGCACCUGUUCUCGAUAAAAAAAAGACAAAAUUUACAACUCCUCAGAAGACUGAUGGUAAGAAAGGUGCUGUCCAUGUGUCAACCCCUCACCCCUCAAAACAGGCUGGUAAGACUCCCGGAAACAAGCCAAACCAGACCCCAAAAUCUGGUGGAUCUUUUGCCUGCAAGACCUGCAAUAGGACUUUUGGUUCUGAAAAUGCUCUGGAAUCUCACUCGAAAGCUAAGCACAGCGCUGGAAAGUAAAUAGGAGUAGAAAUGUCUGCCUGGAGAAGCGGUUUCGUUUUGUCGGAUGUUGGGAGGGAAUGAUGAUCAAAAGAGUGUUUUAACUUUUAGAAUAUCUUUUGUUGGUUAACCCUAAUGUAAAGCAAGAGUUGGGUCCAGUUUUGCUACUGGUAUUUUGUAAGGAGGGGAACUACCUUACAACAAUCAUUUUCCUCCAUACACGUGAUGCUCCAAUUCCUCAAGUAAAUAAAGGAUAAAACUUUUUGCAA